AUGGAGCAGUUCCAGGACGGCCACCACGUGCGGCUGCGGAGCCGCGAGCGCGGCACGUACCUGCACGCCGACGAGGACGGCCGUGGCGUCUCCCUCCGCCGGCCCCGGGCGUCGAUGAACGCCGCCUGGGCGGUGCACCUGUUCGAUGGCGCUAACAACGCCCAGUACGUGCUCCUCCACAGCGCCGCCUAUGGCCGCUACCUGGCGGCCAUGGACGCACCGGCGCCGCCAGGCCACCGCGGGCGCCGCGUCGAGCAGCGCAACUACGAGGAACGGGAGGAGGAGGCUGUCAGGUGGGAGCCCGUCAGGUUCGGCACCGGAGACUACACCCUGCUCCGCCACGUCACCGGCCGCUUCCUCCGCGCCAACGGGAAGUACCUCCCCUGGAACAACGGCGCCAGCGUCGACGACUUCGACAGCGUCAGCAGGAUGACGCACUGGGUCGUCGAGCGCAUCCCCGCCACGGAGGGCAUGCCUGAGCUCCCCCUCGCCGGAAGCCUCGACGCCCUGUUGCCGCGGCGGUGGAUCGUGUACGCCUCGGUGGACCACACCGUCUGGGCUGCGCUCGAUUUCAAGGGGAGGUCUGUGUUCCGCCUGAGGGGCGAGCUGGCCAGCCAGAUGGGCAUCAACGACGCCUCCAACCUCGUCAUGUGUGUCCAGGCGGGUACUAGCGGGCGGCCGACCCCACUCGUCGUCAACCUACCCCGCGGCAGCCGGACCCUUCACAUCGUCGUCGUCAUGGCCGGGGAGCCAGGCCCAGGUGAGAGCCCCAGCUUCAACUUGUGUAACGAAACUGUUAAGUCCCAAAAGCAGUUUACUGAAACUGCUGCUACUCUGGUUCAGUUAAGACUUGGGUCUGAAGCUAAUUAG
Hordeum vulgare subsp. vulgare (domesticated barley) is the source of this 870-nucleotide messenger RNA. RefSeq lists its product as uncharacterized. The record is from RefSeq and is a predicted model, not a curated record. Lineage: Eukaryota; Viridiplantae; Streptophyta; Magnoliopsida; Poales; Poaceae. Bases 1 to 870 code for a protein of 289 amino acids. The transcript has 2 exons.